Molecule: messenger RNA, 3019 nt
Organism: Myripristis murdjan (pinecone soldierfish)
Lineage: Eukaryota; Metazoa; Chordata; Actinopteri; Holocentriformes; Holocentridae
Gene: hs2st1b
Product: heparan sulfate 2-O-sulfotransferase 1b
Exons: 7
Coding region: 564-1634 (356 amino acids)
Cellular component (GO): membrane
Molecular function (GO): heparan sulfate 2-sulfotransferase activity
Source: RefSeq, a predicted model, not a curated record
GUUUGAAGAUCCCACACCCCCACUCAGAGACGCUACCCUGGUGGCAGCCUCCACUCACACUGCCGCUCAGACUUGUUUCGCUGGAAGUCGCUUUUGGCGAUGUUCAGAUUCCCACUGCUGUUUUGAUGGAUCAUACUUCAUGGAGUAUCUCGGUUUAGUGCAGACGACGUGGCUAAUCUCAGACUAGCCCCAACCUGCCAAGUGUCUGACCUGACUGACUCAAGUUUUAAACAUAACGCUAGCUAACAUCAGCCGGCUUCACAAUGUUAGUUAGCAAGGGAGAAACGUGAAACACGGUUUGGGAAACAUUUCGGUGGCUAGUUAGUUCAGGUACCGAGUCUUCGCUGAGUAUAGUAAUAAACUAGCAGGGUUAAGCUGCCACCGAUGUUCAGUUACAUUGACAAAGUCCACCGAGAUUGGGAAUCGCCUUGCGCUAGCGAGCAGCAGUAGGUUAGCUAGCCGCGGCUGGCUAGCUGACUUGUUAGCCUAGCUGUUAGCAGCGGACCUGGACCCGACGCCUGGCUGGUUGAUUACAUUCACGUUAUGCCUUAUCUCGCCGUUUGAUGGGGAUUUUAAGGAUUAUGAUGCCGCCCAAGUUCCAGCUCCUGGCUGUUUUGGCGUUUGGAGUGGCGAUGCUCUUUAUAGAGAACCAAAUCCAGAAACUGGAGGAGUCCAGAGCCAAACUAGAGCACACCAUUGCCAGACAUGAGGUGGCCAAAGUAGAGCAGCAUCGCAGUGAAGAUGUCGGGCGAGAGCUGUCACCACUGCCUGAAGGAGACGAUAUGGUCAUCAUCUACAACAGGGUGCCUAAGACAGCUAGCACCUCCUUCACUAACAUCGCCUAUGACCUGUGUGGGAAGAACCACUUCCAUGUCCUGCACAUUAAUACAACCAAGAACAACCCUGUCAUGUCUUUACAGGACCAGGUGCGCUUUGUCAGGAAUGUCACCUCCUGGAGAGAGAUGAAGCCUGGCUUCUACCAUGGCCAUGUAGCUUAUCUGGACUUUUCAAAAUAUGGGGUGAAGGGCAAACCAAUGUACAUAAAUGUGGUGCGAGACCCUAUAGAGCGCCUGGUCUCCUACUAUUACUUUUUGCGUUUUGGCGAUGACUACAGGCCUGGCCUUCGACGAAGGAAACAGGGAGACAAAAAGACUUUUGAUGAGUGUGUGUCAUCGGGGGGCUCUGACUGCGCUCCUGAGAAACUCUGGCUUCAGAUCCCCUUCUUCUGUGGCCAUCAUUCAGAGUGCUGGAAUGUGGGCAGUAGAUGGGCUCUGGAGCAGGCCAAGUAUAACCUGGUGAAUGAGUACCUGCUGGUUGGAGUAACUGAGGAGCUGGAGGACUUUAUCAUGAUCCUGGAGGCAGCUGUUCCACGUUUCUUCAAGGGCGCCACAGAGCUCUACCGGACAGGUAAGAAGUCCCACCUGCGGAAGACCACUGAGAAGAAGCCCCCCACCAAAGAGACCAUAGCCAAGCUGCAGCAGUCAGACAUAUGGAAAAUAGAAAACGAGUUUUAUGAGUUUGCACUGGAACAGUUUCAAUUUGUCCGUGCCCAUGCUGUAAGGGAAAAAGAUGGAGAACUUUACAUACUGGCCCAGAGCUUCUUCUAUGAAAAAAUCUACCCCAAAGUCAACUAAAGCCAUAGACGGAGACGGCGUGGCCCAAGCUGCACAGGGGGCUUUUAAGGACAAGCAAAGUCAAAGACACUGGGAAGAAGAGAGAAACAUGAGCGGGGAUGUUCACAUAGUGACAGUAAUUCUGGUGACAGUGGAGUUCAUUGCCUCUGUACUAAAACUUCCACUGGGACUAGAAGACAGAGCAAUGUUGUUAUGGUGCAGAAAAACCCCAUGUCUGACCGCACAAUGGUCUUUGCCGAAAAAUUGCACUGUUGCCUUUUUGGAUUCAACACUUAAUAGUUUAUUAUAGUGACACAAUGACAAUGAUAAUGGAUUUUGCUGUUUGACUCUGACAUUACCAGUUGGAAUUUCUGCUGAAAACGUGUCUGAAAUCUUGAUAUUUUAUUGCUGGUGCAGCUGCUGAGAAAACCCAGGAGAAUUAACUGUCAGUAUGGCUGGUGUGAGAAGGAAUUCCCUCUCAGACCAGGAUAAAACGGUAGCUGAGCGCAUCUCAAAACCAAAACACAAGCAGCCUUUUGGUUUAUCCAGUUUUACUUGUAAUGAGUUUGGUUUUCCAGGUGGGCUCUCAACAGGCAUUAAGAAAACCUCACCCUGUUAAAAAACAUUUAAACGUGUUUUGCUCAAGUCUGUUCCCUGACAAGUUUGAAGGGGAAAUAUGAAAUGCUGGUUGAGAAAAUUAAAUGACAUAUUACUGUUUUCUGCACUAUCUGUACAUUGUAAGUGCAUUGAUUAUUGUUUACAAAUAACAGAAGCGAUGAUCCAAUGUUUUAAAAAAGGAGCAUUAAGGCUGCAUCUGUACAUACUGUAUUUACAGGCAGUAAACAUAUAAUGUUUUUGGACCAAAUGGUUGUAAAGAAGAUAGACCUGACCAUUGCAUCCUUUGGUGCGUGACUUGAAAAGUAAUUUGUGAUCAUUUUAUAUCCCACACAGUCCUGAGUUUGUAGAUAUAUAUAACACAUCGUAUCAGUAUUUAUCACAAAUGUAGAGAUGUGCAUCCCUAUUUGUGCAUCUGACAGCCACUGCAUUUUUCUGUUUUUAGCCUGUGAGAGAAGCUGUUACAGCAGGAUUGUGUCAUAAAAGUGCUGGUUAAAAAUGAGCUGAAUGUUUGAAUACAGGGUUUACCAGAAAUGACACAUUUACAGAGUACUGACUUGUACUUGGUCACAGGGUCAUUUCCACCUGAGAGACAGACUUGAUAGUGCCUUUAUCACAACAUAUAGGACACAUUUAAGAAAUUUUUGAUAUGUUUCAAGUGAUUCCCAUCACCCUGUUAAUGUUUCCUCUUUUUAUUUGUGUAUUAUUUUGAUCUGGUGUUUGUUUCCUGAUGAUGUUUACUACAUACUAAUCACUUGCACAAUCUUAACAUAAAUGCUAACUGCAUCUAA